Suricata suricatta (meerkat) is the source of this 1343-nucleotide messenger RNA. RefSeq names its product follistatin (gene FST). The record is from RefSeq and is a predicted model, not a curated record. The transcript is spliced from 6 exons. Gene Ontology annotation, biological process: negative regulation of activin receptor signaling pathway; cell differentiation; regulation of BMP signaling pathway. Gene Ontology annotation, molecular function: protein binding; activin binding. Lineage: Eukaryota; Metazoa; Chordata; Mammalia; Carnivora; Herpestidae. Bases 40 to 993 code for a protein of 317 amino acids.
CCGCGCCGCCGCACUCCUCGCCCCGCGUCUGCCCCCAGGAUGGUCGGUCCCAGGCACCAGCCCGGCGGGCUGUGCCUCCUGCUGCUGCUGCUCUGCCAGUUCAUGGAGGACCGCAGCGCCCAGGCUGGGAAUUGCUGGCUCCGCCAAGCAAAGAACGGCCGCUGCCAGGUCCUGUACAAGACAGAACUGAGCAAGGAGGAGUGCUGCAGCACCGGCCGCCUGAGCACCUCGUGGACCGAGGAGGAUGUAAAUGACAACACGCUCUUCAAGUGGAUGAUUUUCAAUGGGGGCGCCCCCAAUUGCAUCCCCUGUAAAGAAACAUGUGAGAAUGUGGACUGUGGACCCGGGAAAAAGUGCCGAAUGAACAAGAAGAACAAACCCCGCUGCGUCUGUGCCCCAGACUGUUCCAACAUCACCUGGAAAGGCCCAGUCUGUGGGCUGGAUGGGAAAACCUACCGCAAUGAAUGCGCACUCCUCAAGGCCAGAUGUAAAGAGCAGCCGGAGCUGGAAGUCCAGUACCAGGGCAAAUGUAAAAAGACAUGUCGGGAUGUUUUCUGUCCAGGCAGCUCCACAUGCGUCGUGGACCAGACUAACAAUGCCUACUGUGUGACAUGUAACCGGAUUUGCCCAGAGCCCACCUCCUCUGAACAGUAUCUCUGUGGGAAUGACGGAGUGACCUACUCCAGUGCCUGUCACCUGAGAAAGGCUACCUGCCUACUGGGCAGAUCGAUUGGAUUAGCCUAUGAGGGAAAGUGUAUCAAAGCAAAGUCCUGUGAAGAUAUCCAGUGCACUGGUGGAAAAAAGUGUUUAUGGGAUUUCAAGGUUGGCAGAGGCCGGUGUUCCCUCUGCGAUGAGCUGUGCCCCGAGAGUAAGUCCGAGGAGCCUGUCUGUGCCAGUGACAAUGCCACUUACGCCAGUGAGUGUGCCAUGAAGGAGGCCGCCUGCUCCUCAGGCGUGCUGCUGGAAGUCAAGCACUCCGGAUCUUGCAACUGAAUCUGCCCGUAAAACCUGAGCCAUUGAUUCUUCAGAACUUUCUGCAGUUUUUGACUUCAUAGAUAAUGUUUUAAAAAAUAUUUUUAAAAAUUAUUGCAUAACAGCAGAUGCCAAAAACAAAGCAUCUCACUGCGAGUCACAUAAAAACGCAACGCUGUAAUAUGGCUGUCUCAGAGGGCUUUGAAAACAUACACUGAGCUGCUUCUGCGCUGUUGUUGUCCAUAUUUAAACAACAGCUCCCCUGUAUUCCCCCAUCUAGCCAUUUCGGAAGACACUGAGGAAGAAGAGGAAGAUGAAGACCAGGACUACAGCUUUCCUAUAUCUUCCAUUCUAGAGUGGUAAACCCUCCA